Molecule: messenger RNA, 3066 nt
Organism: Neltuma alba
Lineage: Eukaryota; Viridiplantae; Streptophyta; Magnoliopsida; Fabales; Fabaceae
Product: pentatricopeptide repeat-containing protein At4g20770-like
Exons: 2
Coding region: 117-2465 (782 amino acids)
Biological process (GO): RNA modification
Molecular function (GO): protein binding; RNA binding
Source: RefSeq, a predicted model, not a curated record
CGCUAAGUUGGUGCAAGAUUUGCUGCAACACCGAACUUCGUGAUUCUCACUUCAAGGACUGAGUGCUGGGAGGAAGUUUUUCAAAUGUUUGUUCUAUAAGUUUUUGCUGGGAUUUCAUGGAAACAAAUAUUCCCAAUUUGGCACAUCUUCUUCAGCUGUGUAUUAGCAAGAAAGCUCUCCUAGCUGGUAAGGUUCUUCAUGCACAGAUCUUCCGAUUAUCCCUUUCUUCUGUCACCUUUCUCUCCAACAACCUAAUCGAAUUGUAUUCCAAGUGUAAUGAUGUUAGUGUUGCCUAUCGAGUGUUUUGUAAUACACCUCGAAGAAACAUAUAUUCCUGGAAUGCCAUCUUGGGUGCUUAUUGUAGACAGAACAAUUUGCGGGAUGCUUAUAGAUUGUUUCUACAAAUGCCCGAAAGGAACACUGUGUCAUGGAACACUAUUAUUAGUACAAUGGUAAGGACUGGAUUUGAAGAGCAGGCGCUGGAUGUUUUUGACUCAAUGAUGUUGGAAGGAAUUAAACCCUCCCACAUUACAUUUGCCAGCAUAUUUAGUGGAUGUGGUUCUUUAGCAGAUGCUGAGUUUGGCAGGAAAAGCCAUGGUCUUGUGGUCAAGGUUCGUCUUGACAGAAAUAUGUAUGUUGUCAAUGCUCUUUUGUUCAUGUAUACUAAGUGUGGGCUUGCCAGGGACGCGAUCCGUAUUUUUAGGGACAUACCUGAUCCUAAUGAGGUUUCUUUUACUACAAUGAUGGGUGGAUUAGCUCAGACAAGUCACGUGAGAGAAGCUUUCGAAAUGUGCAGGCUAAUGUUGAGGAAAGGUGUUCAUAUUGAUUCUGUCUCAUUGUCAACCAUCUUGGGUGCCUGUUCAAAGGGAGGAUUUGAGGAAAUUGGUCUCCAUGGUCAAAAGUAUGGCUUCUCACGAAUUUUUCAGGGCAAAGAAAUACAUGUGCUGUCAAUUAAACUAGGUUUUGAAGGAGACCUCCAUUUGAGCAAUUCACUGCUUGAUAUGUAUGCAAAAAGUGGAGACAUGAAUAGUGCUGAAAGUAUCUUUGCUAAUUUGCCUCAACCGAGCAUUGUUUCUUGGAAUAUAAUGAUCGCUGGAUACGGAAAUGUGUACAAUAGUGAGAAAGCUCUAGAAUAUCUGCAAAGAAUGGAGUCAUAUGGAUUUGAACCAGAUAAUGUUACUUAUAUUAAUAUGCUAACAGCAUGCAUCAAGUCUGGGGAUAUUAGUACUGGGCGUUAUAUAUUUGACAGCAUGCCAUGCCCAAGUUUGACUUCAUGGAAUGCUAUGCUCUCAGGCUACACCCAAAAUGCAUGUCAGAAAGAGGCAGUUGAAUUGUUUCAAAAAAUGCAGUUCCAAUGUGUACGUCCUGAUCGGACUACUCUGUCCAUUAUUCUUGCUUCAUGUGCUGAAGUAGGACUUCUUAUUGAGGGAAAACAAGUUCAUGCAUGCUCACUUAAGUUUGGAUCAUAUAAUGAUCUGUAUGUUGCCAGUGGCCUUAUCAAUGUUUAUUCAAAGUGUGGGGAAAUGGAGUUGGCAAAGCAUGUAUUCAGCAAACUGCCUGAACUAGAUGUUGUUUGCUGGAACUCAAUGAUAGUGGGGUGCUCAAUCAAUUCUCUUGACCAAGAAGCUUUCUCUUUCUUUAAGCAGAUGAGAGAAUUUGGCAUCACUCCUUCGAAGUUUUCUUAUACCAACAUAUUGAAUUCAUGUGCAAAACUUUCUUCAUUACUGCAAGGACAGCAGAUUCAUGCACAAAUCACAAAAGCUGGCCAUGUUGAUGACAUAUUUGUGGGGAGUUCUCUUAUUGAAAUGUAUUGUAAAUGUGGAGUUGUGGAUAGAGCCAGGUGUUUUUUCAAUAUGAUGCAAUUUAAAAACAUUGUUACUUGGAAUGCAAUGAUCCAUGGUUAUGCCCAUAAUGGAUGUGGUAUUGAGGCUGUUUGCCUCUACAAAGACAUGAUCCAAUCAGGUGAAGAGCCUGAUGAUAUUACUUUUGUAGCUGUAUUAACAGCAUGUAGCCACUCUGCUUUGGUUGAUGAAGGUAUUGAAAUUUUCAAUUCAAUGCAGCAAAAAUAUGGUAUUAUGCCAAUGGUGGAUCACUAUACUUGCAUUAUAGAUUGUUUGGGUCGUGCUGGGCGGUUCAAUGAAGCAGAAGUAAUUCUAGAUAGUAUGCCAGGCAAAAAUGACCCUCUCAUUUGGGAGGUUGUACUGAGCUCAUGUCGUAUUCAUGCUAACCUAAAAUUAGCAAAAAGAGCAGCAGAGGAACUCUUUCGACUGAAUCCUCAAAAUUCUUCCCCUUAUGUGCUUCUUGCCAACAUGUAUUCUUCUAUGGGAAGAUGGGAUGAUGCAACACGUAUUAGAGAUAUGAUGAGCGACAAACAGGUGCAUAAGGAUCCUGGUUAUAGCUGGAGUGAGUUCAAGAAUAAGAUGGAGGACAGUAAUCGUGAUGGGUUGGUGUGCACUGUCAUCUAGGGGAUGAGAUCUCUUUAUCAUGCUAAAUGAAAUCAAGGCCCCUCUGCAGAGACUUUAGUGACUAUUGCGAGGGGAAACUAGAUCCUCGAAGUUGGUAAUGGUUGGUUUGAUAUGGUGAAUUCCCCCCAGGGUUCCUCAAUAAAGUUGAGUGGGAUUGCAGCUUACUGCUUAUUUAUUAAACUUGAGUUAGUUCACCUGCCAUGGGGUCUAUAUGACGGGGCUUUUAUCCCUUGAAAUUUGAGAUGAAGCACUUCCCUCUCAAGAUCUGAAAAGUACUACCAUGCUCAUUUGGGAAUGCACUAUCCAGACAUUGCAGCAUGGAGACUAUUUGCUUUCAGAAUGUGUUGCCCUGGGGAGAACUGAUAAUUGGUGAUGGCUUCCUGGAACUCUGCAGACGUCCUUGUCUCCAAUCAUUAAUACCAAUUUAGAGCUUUUCCUUCCCAACACUAUAGCCGUGGAGACUUUCACUCCCCUAGAAACUCCUUAAAAGUUUUCUCAUCUUCCUUCAACACCCAAUAUCUCCUUCAUUACUGAGAAUUUGUUUUCCAAUCCAGACUAUCAAUUCUGCGCCCGCGUUCUGGUAAUUAUUGGCACCCGUUUA